AUGCUCAAUUUCCACAAACGCUACGGGAACAUCGUCCGCAUUGCACCGGACGAGCUCGCUUUCUCGCACCCAGAUGCAUGGAGGGAUAUUAUGGGCCACAAGAACGGCCAAGAAGCAGAAAUGGGUAAAGCUAUGUGGUUCUAUCGUCCCAUCGAGGAGGCUCCACACAUCGUCAACGAGACCCCUGAACAGCAUAAGAACUUACGUCGACAGAUGGCGCAUGGGUUCUCGGAGAAGGGUAUGAGAGAACAACAAUCCUUGAUUCGGAAAUAUGUCGAUCUACUCCUCAAGAAACUACAUGAGCAGAGUAAUAGGCCUGGAGGCAACCCAGUCGUUUUAUCCGAUUGGUACAAUUUCACCACCUUUGAUAUAAUCGGUGACUUGGCGUUUGGAGAGCCCUUUGGCUGUCUCUCAGGCAACAAUUAUGAUGGCUGGAUCAAGUCUAUAUUUGACAUGGCUUAUAUCGGCUCSAUUCUACAGGCUCUGUCGUUCUAUCCAUUACUUAAAAAGGCACUCCUGUCACUUAUGCCGAAGUCAGCUCAGGACGCUUAUGAGAAGCACAAAGUUCUCACCAAGGCUAAAAUGCAUCGUCGAAUGGCUAUUAAGGAGGAACGUCCGGAUCUUAUUGAAGGUCUUUUGAGGAAAAAGGAGGAAUUGAAUCUCGGCGUAGAACACCUCAUCGCAAACGCCGAAAUCCUGAUCAUUGGCGGCUCCGAGACAACAGCUACAUUACUCUGUGGCGCAACCUAUCUCAUAUUGACGAACCCAGAAGCUUACCACAAACUGGUACACGAAGUCCGCUCAACAUUCCACAGUCCAGACGAGAUCGACUUGAUCAGUGUCGGCCGCCUUACUUAUAUGCUAGCAUGUCUAGACGAAGCAUUGCGUAUGUAUCCACCCGUAGCUAACGGGUUGCCACGAGUUUGUCCAAAGGGCGGUGCUAGAGUUUUGGGGGAGUACAUUCCGGAGGAUACUUACGUUGCCAUUCAUCAAUGGGCGAUUUACCGGCGCGAAGAAUACUUCACAGACCCCAGUACAUACCAUCCCGAACGAUUCCUUGGAGACUCGAGAUUCUCAAAUGACCAGCGAGAGGCCUUCCAACCGUUCCACUUCGGUCCCAGAAACUGCAUUGGUCGAAACCUUGCAUACAGUGAAAUGCGUUUGAUCCUAGCUCUGAUCAUAUUCAAUUUUGAUAUGAAGCUUGCGGAUGAGAGCCGAGACUGGAUUAAGCAGAAGAAUUAUUUGACGUGGCAUAAGCCACAGUUGAAGGUGCAUUUGACGCCGAGGAAACUCGAUUUAUAA
Molecule: messenger RNA, 1302 nt
Organism: Talaromyces amestolkiae
Lineage: Eukaryota; Fungi; Ascomycota; Eurotiomycetes; Eurotiales; Trichocomaceae
Exons: 4
Coding region: 1-1302 (433 amino acids)
Molecular function (GO): iron ion binding; monooxygenase activity; heme binding
Source: RefSeq, a predicted model, not a curated record